AUGAUCUACCUGCUAUUUUCUUUACUGGUAUUCUAUCGACUCCAACAAUAUGGGGACGCUUUCAUACGGAACGGUAACCUGUCGAAUCCGAAGCAUAAACGGUCGAUGCUGGAGGAUGAUCCAUGCUUGGAUGCGGAGCAGGUCGACAAACUUGAAUCCGUCGAGCUUCUGCCCAGAUAUGCGCAUCUAAAGCGACCAUGGCUACGUCCGGAUGUAACGCCGAAGGUUUUCACCAGCAAUGGCUUGCGAUAUCAGUGGAUGUGGGCAAAAAGUCUAGCGGUUCGAGGUCUCAAGAACGGUGUUACGAUCGAUGAUCUCCUACGAUUUCUGGACAGUCAAAACUGUUCAUUCAUUGCCAUUGGUGAUGCGGUAUGGCAAACAGUACAACGUGCUCGACCCGUGAAAAUUGAGGGCGAAAUUAGUUGCCCGAUGAAAGAGCUCUAUACUAUUUGUUUGGCGAAGUACGGUAGCACAGCGUGUAGUUUGUUCCCAUCCGAAUCUGAUGGCCCUUUCCUGUACAGAAUGGAAAUCGGUGAUGCAAGAGCUAAUCGUUCACUGGAUGAACUAAGAGCCGAUCCAUUGGUGCUCUACGAAUGGGGUUCCACGUUGGGUUUACCCGCUCCACGAUGGGCUUACACUGUGACAACGAUGGCUAUCCAUGACAAUAACGCUGGUCAAGUGUAUUUGGUGGACAUGACAGGAAGAGGAUACAUGGACACAUGCGGGAAAAGUCUCUCCGCCGCUGUGGACGACUCACAAUGGAAAGGAUGGGCCGACGAAGACAUCUCAAAAGUGUAUCGAUUCUACCUUCUAAGAACCCAAGGUUUCGGUGUUGGGAAUCAUGAACUACAAAACUAUGUGAAUAAAAUUAUUGAAAGCAGGCAUUCGAAAAAAGCUGCACAAACAUUUUACUGCGAAUCAAUUCUGAAAGGUGUUGUCUCAUGGGCAGGUGAUGAUCUGACAACCGCUUGUCAUCUGAUCUUUCCGGAUCUCACCGAUCGUAAACGAAUCUCGAGAGCCAGAGAAAUUCUGGAGUCCGAAAUGCCAGCUCAUUGGAAAGGAUUUUUUGCGUCAGCAAUUGAUGAAAUGGAGGCCGUGUAUCUCACAGAGCGACAAUUUGUGGACGUUCGAAAUCGGUUGAAAGGAAGGAUAUCAGGAGACCUCGUGCUCGGCGAAACCCCUACAGGGAUUAUCCGUCCCGGUGAACCGCUGGUGAAUGAUAUUUCGGAUGUUCAUCGUAGACCAAUUAUGUCGAAAAUGGAUAGCACCGGAGAACUGCCUAAAGAAGAAGUUGAAGAGAUAUCAGAAGUUGAGGAAAGCAGUGAGUCGGACUCGGAAGCACCAAUUGGAGCCGGUUUCAACGAUUUAGCCUCAGUCGAAGAGGCACACGUUCCAAAACGCGACAUUGGCAACUUCGAGCCGGAAGAACAUCAUACAGUCGAACAUACAGCGGAGCAAACGACAACAUCCACAUCUGAACCUCAGACCUCACCGAUGAACGAAGAAAACCAGACGUCCCAGACGGAAAAAGAGGAAAAGGAAAAGGAAAAGGAAAAGGAAAAGGAGAAGGAGGUGGCCACGGAUACGCAAACUGCUCCACAACAAUCGUCCAGCUUAAAUUUGUUGAUGCAAUGGUCAUACGUGGUCGUUAUAUUAUUCCUUGUAUUUACUUUUAAUCCUCAACAGUUGUGA
Messenger RNA from Necator americanus (New World hookworm), 1692 nucleotides. RefSeq lists its product as uncharacterized. The record is from RefSeq and is a predicted model, not a curated record. The coding region runs from base 1 to 1692 and encodes 563 amino acids. The transcript is spliced from 12 exons. Lineage: Eukaryota; Metazoa; Nematoda; Chromadorea; Rhabditida; Ancylostomatidae.